UCUCUCUCAUCCGGCAAGCAUAAUUGAACUAGUCAACUUUCACAUUUUGGAAAUGUAUGGCAGUCAAUGUGAAAUUCAAAAUAAAAUAAAGUAAAAUAAGAUAGUCAGGAAUAGUUCAUAAAAUUAAAGAGUAUCAUGCUAUCUUUUAUGUCAAGUUACCUACAACUACGCAACCCUUAAUUGCAAGUACUUAAGGAAUAAGGACUCAUUCUUUGAGUAUUAUGAGGUGAUAAUUUCGGUCGGGGCGUGAUCAAAUCCAACAAAGCCCGAGGGGCUUUAUGAUAGAUUUGAUCCCAUUUUUUAAUCGUGACUGUUUUUAAGGAGAUCAAAAGGACAUUUUAUUACCUCAUUGCCUUGCACUCCCUAUGGCAUACCUUAGUAUAUUGUAAAUUUAAAUCUCAAUGUGUGAUAUACAUCAGUAUUCUUAAUAUAGAUUUUGGCAUGUCCAUACCGGCGGCAGCUUUCUGUUCCUAGUGGUUACAAUAUGAGUAGCAAAUACAGAUUUCCGGUACACUCGGUGAAGUCAUGUCCAAUCGACGCCAAAACAUGGGAUGAAGCCGCAAUGCGAAGGAACUGCAGUCUAGAUCUAGACCCUAAAGUCACCAGAAAUCGCUACCAAUGUGUACCUGACGCAGAAAAAAAUUCGCUUUUAGAAUUUUGUUAUGAUGAACCUAGACCUCUUGUUGAAAAAGGUACCUGCAUGGAGUUGGCUGGUUCUGGAACAUUAAAUCAGUAUAGUUGCUCAAAUUUUAUUAAUGGAUGUCCAGACAAGGCGUAUCUUAGUUACGAAGUAUAUCAAUAUCCUGCUUGCUUGAAUGUUAGCACAGAAGACGGAUGCUACUGUGCGGACCCUGCGUGCUCUAACAAAACCGCGGCAACUGUAAAUAUACCAACAACUGUAAAUAUACCAACGACUGUACCAACGACUGUAAAUAUACCAACGACUGUAAAUAUACCAACGACUGUACCAACGACUGUAAAUAUACCAACGACUGUAAAUAUACCAACGACCUCUGAAAGUUCCAUAAAUGCUUGGAUCACUACUGUUGUUGUCAUAGGAGUUUUAGGAUUGAUUAUAUUGAUAUCAAUAACCUUAUAUUGUUGUCGUCGAAAAAUUGGGCUAUGCAAAAGAAGGACUAAAGGUGAUAGUGAUCCGGAGAGUGAACCUCUGAGAAAAAAAGAAAAGAAUGGAGAGGCGCCUGUUUGUAUCGAGUUACAUGAGCCACAUCGGAAUCUUGAAGGUUUGUCUCAGAAAAAUGGUGCAAAAUAUUGGAGAACAAGAGCAUUUUAUGCUGUAAUGGACGCCAUAACAUGUAAUCAAUGCGUCCUGGUUAUCGGGGAAGCAGGUUGCGGGAAAUAUACAACAGUAAAAUAUGUGGCUGACAGUUUUAUUCAGCGCCAGAACGAUUAUAUGAUAAAAUUAGUUACUACCUUCAAUGAAAUAGACCCCGAUCCAAGCCAAAAAACACUUUACAUUUUUUAUGACGCGUUUGAAGUUUUUAACUGUGACAAAUCAUUUACCGAUGUCUUAGAACAUUACAGUGAUAUCGAGUUGUUAUUAAAACGUAAACAAUCGAAACUUAUUAUGACGAGCAGAAGUUCGGUGUACAAGAAAUUGGAAAAUUUUCAUUUCUCCGUUGUAGUUUGUGUCAUUGACCUUAAUUAUGAAUCACUUACACUAAGUGAUCAUGAACGGAAGAGUAUAUAUGAAAAAAUAUGCUGUCCUACCUUAGCUCAACAUUUGACAAUGGCGGUUAAAUGUAAGCAUGCGUCUUUCCCACUUGUUUGUAAACUAUUUUUCGAUUUUCCUGAACUGCAAGAAUCGCCCGACCGCUUAUUUGAGAACCCCAUCGAUGCAUUUCUUCAUUUUCUUAAUUAUUUUAAAAAAACAAGCACCCUUACCUAUGGUUUGCUUGUAUGUGUUGCUUUGCAUGGAAAAAUCGACAGUCCACUUGAUAGUGAAAAAAACAGUGUCAGAACUCUGGAAUUAGCACUGCAAGCAUUCCAGCAGGAUUCCAGUAUCUCAGUGACCAAAGAAAUGCUAAAUGAAGAGUUUAAAGAAUUUGUCAAGGAAACAAGAUGGUUAAAACAGCUCAAGGAGAGUAAUUUCUACUCAUUUCGGCAUAAGUUUGUGCAUGAAAUAGUGACAUAUCACUACGGCCUAAAUCAUGUUGAUGGUUUGUUGGCAGUCAUGGGUUCCAAUUUUAUUUCAGAAAAGAUAAGAUUGGGCGACGGAAGGAAUAUGAACACAAAUGAAUUACUUCUUCAUGUAGAUGUUCCAAAGCUUAAAAACAGAUUGUUUCAUGACAUUCGUUAUUAUGUCAAUUACCUGUAUGUUUUUUCAAAUAAUUAUUGGAAAAGUAAAUCUUUUUUCGAUGCCAUUCGGUCAGAAUUACAAAGGAAAGAAAGACCAGACAUUGACGACUUGUUUUGGAAAUGGCAAGAUGAAAAUCUUUCUUCACAUUCAUAUAAAAUUGAGUUAUCUAAGAGGAAGGAGAAAAAUUACAUAUCUCUCAAACGUGAUGAUUCCGAAUGGUUUCGAGAUAAACUUCUCGAAAAUCGAACUGAAACUGUAAGCGAAAAUAAGAUUGAGUAUGAAAAGAAAAUCAAGGCUGUCAGCUGGGUUUUAGGUUUUGGUAUCUAUCAAAUUCUUCCUGAACUACUCACUGAUCAAAAGGAUGCUAAGAAAAUGAAAAACAUGUGGGCAACAGACGAGUUAGAAAAGAUACGAUUUCUAAUUUUGGCGAUUUUUAGUCAAAGCAAAGAAUGCUUUAAAAUUGCAUUAAAAUUUGCUGAUCGUAUAAAUUUGAACAAAACUUGCUCAUCUAAAGAUAUGGAUCGCGAUAUAUGGAAUAAACAUAAAAAUUUUACACCUCUUACAGCAGCCUGCUAUAAAGGUUUUUCAGAAGCAAUCGAAGGGCUCUUCGAAAAAAGUUCCAUUAAUGUUAACUGUAUGGACAAAAAUGGAAGCAUGCCAUUUGUUUUAGCCUGUAGAUUUGCAUCUACUUCCGAUUGUAAGUAUUUAAUAGAAAAGGGGGCAAAAUUGUGUAGUACCACCGGAAAUGGUGUAACUCCACUUAUUGCUGCCGUAAUGAGACAAAAUACUGAAUUGGUUGCUUUUCUGCUUAAUGAACAUAACUUAAAGGCUAAUCAGUAUUCUUCAAAGAGAAAAAGUCCUCUCUAUUAUGCAGCGAAAAUAGGAUCCUUAGACAUAGUGAAACUUUUGAUUGAGAAGAAAGCAUCUGUAAACAUUCCUGACAAAGAAGAAAGAACGCCUUUAUAUUGGGCAUCUUGGAAUGGAUUCUGUGGCAUUGUAGAAUAUCUUAUUAAUAGUGGCGCAAAUGUUAAUCAGUGUAACAGAAAAGGAAAGUCUCCUCUAUAUUGUGCAUCAAAACGAGGCCAUAUCAAUAUUGUCAAACUGUUGCUGAAUAAUGAUGUUGACGUAAACAAAUCAACACUCAAUAACAAAUCGUCACUUUAUAGAGCAGUGAAGAGGGGGCAUUUUGUAAUUUGCAAAAUGUUAAUAGAGAAAGCGGCAAAUGUGAAUAAGACUGAUUGUGAAGGGAGUGCACCUUUAUAUUGGGCCGCUAAAAGGGAGCAUAUUUAUAUUUUAAAUUUAUUAUUGGAAAAGAAUGCAUUGCCCAACAACAGAAAUGAUAAAGGGAAAACUGCUUUGCAUUGUGCAGCAAAAGCAGGACGUGUUGAUAUAGCAACGUGUCUAGUUAAUAAUGGGGCUGAUGUGGAUAUAGAUGAUCUACGCAAACGGACUCCUUUAUACUGCGCUUCCAAGAAUGGUCAUGUUGCGAUGUGUAUAUUUGUGAUCGACAUCAUUGUUCAGGUGUACGAAGUGGCCCAUGGGUCUCUUAGUUAA
This is a messenger RNA of Magallana angulata, 3871 nucleotides long. RefSeq lists its product as uncharacterized. The transcript is spliced from 8 exons. Bases 485 to 3871 code for a protein of 1128 amino acids. Lineage: Eukaryota; Metazoa; Mollusca; Bivalvia; Ostreida; Ostreidae. The record is from RefSeq and is a predicted model, not a curated record. Gene Ontology annotation, molecular function: protein binding.